Dreissena polymorpha is the source of this 4321-nucleotide messenger RNA. RefSeq lists its product as uncharacterized. The coding region runs from base 654 to 1289 and encodes 211 amino acids. The record is from RefSeq and is a predicted model, not a curated record. NCBI's taxonomy places the organism in Eukaryota, Metazoa, Mollusca, Bivalvia, Myida, Dreissenidae. The transcript has 2 exons.
CUUUAAAGGGAGAUGAUUUCUAUACCUGCCAAAUGAUAAAUAGCAAUUUUAUUUCAAUGUUGCGCAGUAGGGGGCAGUGUGUUUCUGACGAACACAUCUCUUGAUAGAAUUAUCUUUUUCUUACCUGUUCUAAUUUGUGAAUGCUAGUUUUCAUUAAAUACCAGUGGACUUGUGUCCAUACAUACAUGAUGAACUCAGGUUUAGAUCUCUUUGAUAAACCACAGGCCUUGGUUGUCAGUGAUGUCUGACUUGGUCAUUUUUUACUGUCUACAGACCUUCCCACCCCCCCCCCCCCCAGUUGGAUUGGACAAAAUCCAACGGAAGUAAUAAAGCUUUAAAGGGAGAUAAUGUCUAUACCUGCAAAAUGAUAAAUAGAAAUUUUAUUUCAAUGUUGCGCAGUAGGGGGCAUUGUGUUUCUGACAAACACAUCUCUUGUUGGGUCACUAGGUCAAAGGUCAACCUCUAAAAAAAAUCUGACAAGCAUUCGCAGCCGAGCGUGGCACCGGUUAUGCGGUGCUCUUGUUUAUUGGUUGACGUUAUUAUACAAAAUAUUUAAGAAUAUUUCGUAGAUUUUGAGUUUUUCUUUGGCUUUAAUAUAUUUGUUAUAUUAUAAUACCAGACUACAGCACAUGGAAUGUAAAACCUCUUGAAUCAUGUGUCAAUCAGCGGUAUGUAGGUGGAAUAAAUCAUCUUCUGUGAUAGGUUUGGUUGUGAGAGGUCUGGUUGUGAUAGGUCUGGUUGUGAGAGGUCUGGUUGUGAUAGGUCUGGUUGUGAGAGGUCUGGUUGUGAGAGGUCUGGUUGUGAGAGGUCUGGUUGUGAGAGGUCUGGUUGUGAUAGGUUUGGUUGUGAGAGGUCUGGUUGUGAGAGGUCUGGUUGUGAUAGGUUUGGUGGUGAGAGGUCUGGUUGUGAGAGGUCUGGUUGUGAGAGGUCUGGUUGUGAGAGGUCUGGUUGUGAUAGGUUUGGUUGUGAGAGGUUUGGUUGUGAGAGGUCUGGUUGUGAUAGGUUUGGUUGUGAGAGAUCUGGUUGUGAUAGGUCUGGUUGUGAGAGGUCUGGUUGUGAUAGGUUUGGUGGUGAGAGGUCUGGUUGUGAGAGGUCUGGUUGUAAGAGGUCUGGUUGUGAGAGGUCUGGUUGUGAUAGGUUUGGUUGUGAGAGGUCUGGUUGUGAGAGGUUUGGUUGUGAGAGGUCUGGUUGUGAUAGGUUUGUUUGUGAGAAUUGGACCGUCUGUCAGACAACUGUUUGAAGAUAAAAUCCUUUAUGCAAAUGAAUUCAAGAAAGGAAAAUCAUUGUAGUUGGUUCGCUGUUUUUUUUGCAAGUUUUCCUUUCUAUUUGUAGUUAAAAACAUGUUUAAAAUAUGUCGCAAAGUUGAAACAGUUUGACAUUUUGUCACUUGUGGUUACAUUGAAGUUGCUUUUAUUACAUGCCCUCUUAAAAACAGUUAUGGGUUAUGCAAAUUCUUCUGCACAGUCUGUAUGGUGGGUGUUAAUAAUAAUAAUCUUUAUAAUGUUGAAACUUAAGCUAAAAUAUUGUAACACAUUCAGCAAAAACAUUUUCAUAUUCAUGUGUUUAACGUAAACUGUAAGUAUGAAACAGAUUUUGUUUUUAUUCAGAAUGUUUAUAUGUUCAUGUAUAUAGUUGAAUCAUGUACAUGUAUUUGUUUACAUAUUUAUUUUUUGUUACUUGAUGUGAACAACACAAAAAUAUAUAUUUGCUUUAAGAGAUCAUAAAUAUUUUAAAAUGCAGGAGUUUUAACAUGUUAAUGUCCAUUCGAUUUUUAUGCCCCCCUUCGAAGAAGAGGGGGUAUAUUGUUUUGCACAGGUCGGUCCGUCGGUCCACCAGAUGGUUUCAUGAAACUUCAUAGGUACAUUGAUCAUGACUGGCAGAUGACCUCUAUUGAUUUUCAGGUCACUAGGUCAAAGGUCAAGCUCACAGGGACUCGAAACAAUAAAACGGUUUCCGGAUGAUAACUCAAAAACGCUUAUGCCUAGGAUCAUGAAACUAUUUAGGUACAUUGAUCAUGACUCGCAGAUGACCCCUAUUGAUUUUUCAGGUCACUAGGUCAAAGGUCAAGAUCACAGUGACUCGACACAGAAAAAUGGUUUCCGGAUGAUAACUCAAGAACGCUUACGCCUAGGAUCAUGAAACUUCAUAGGAACAUUGAUCAUGACUCGCAGAUGACCCCUAUUGAUUUUCAGGUCACUAGGUCAAAGGUCAAGGUCAUGGUGACUCGACACAGUAAAAUGGUUUCCGGAUGAUAACUCAAGAACGCUUAAACCUAGGAUCAUGAAACUUCAUAGGUACCUUGAUCAUGACUGGCAGAUGACCCCAUAUUGAUUUUCAGGUCACUAGGUCAAAGGUCAAGGUCACAGUGACUCAAAACAGUAAAAUGGUUUCCAAAUGAUAACUUUGAAGUGCUUUGGCGGAUUUCAUUCAAACUUGGUAUGAGUAUAUAUAUGGAUAAGAAGAUGAUGCACGCCAAAUGGCAUUGUACACCAUCUGUGAAUAAGGGAGUUAUGGCCCUUUGUAUCUUGAAAAAAUGCUUUUUUGUGUCCGGAGCCAUAUCUUAGAAAUGCUUUGGCGGAUUUCAUUCAAAAAUAAUUAGGCCUAGGAUCAUGAAACUUCACAGGUACAUUGAUCAUGACUGGCAGAUGACCCCUAUUGAUUUUAAGGUCACUAGGUCAAAGGUCAAGGUCACAGUGACACAAAACGUAUUAACACAAUGGCUGCCACUACAACUGACAGCACAUAUGGGGGGCAUGCAUGUUUUACAAACAGCCCUUGUUCAGCUUAAUUUUAUUACUGUUUUGCUUCUUAGUUUAAACCUGUUUUUUAGCUCAAUUGCAUAGAAAGCCUAAGGCUUACUUAAAACGCUCUCAAGUCUGUUUCAUGGGACUAGAACCAGUACUUGUUGUCUAAAGAUCUAAAGAACGCUCCCUCAGUGGGGGUGGAACCGAUGACCUCCCAAUCAUUAGGCUGACACCAUAUCUACUAAGCCAAGUAAGUCGCUCCCACAGUGGGGGUCGAACACUUGACCUCCUGAUAGCUAGGCGGACACCAUAUAAUCUAUGCCAAGGAAGUCGCUCCCACAGUGGGGAUCGAACACGUGACCUCCUGAUAGCUAGGCUGACACCAUAUACACUAUGCCAAGGAAGUUGCUCCCACAGUGGGGGUAGAACCCAUGACCUCCUGAUAGCUAGGCGGACACCAUAUACACUAUGCCAAGGAAGUCUAGUUAAAGAUGACAUUGUGUUGUAUUAAACUGACACGUAUUUUAUGAAUAUAUACUUUCUUUUUUUUUGUAACAGAUGGUUUUAAUGCUAUUGAUGUAUGCAUUGUGUAUUUUUUUUGCUUCAGACAAAAGUGUUUUUUGUAUGAUAAGGGAUUUAGUAAUAUUUGUCAAUAUUGAAAAAUUAAAUUUGUGAUCAUUGUAAAACAGGAAUAAUUUCAUAUGUCAUUAAACAAGAGCUGUUAUAAACAUCUGAAAUGGAUCUGUAAAUAAUAGUUGGCAAAAAACAUUAAAAAUUAUGUGGGUUCCAUGCUAUUAUAUAUCUUUUUGUAUUUAUAUAUGACACAGGAUUAUGUUGUAAGUGUACACACUGUUUACUAAUUGCUUCGCUGCUGUGCUUUUGCUGAGUUAUUGUGAUCACCCAUGUCUGUCAAUUGUCUAGCAGUAUGCAUCAUCAAUUUUAACUUGGUUACCACUCUAGAGGCCUCAUUUUCAUUAAAUCUCGAUAAAAAUUAGUCAGAAUGUUUAUCUGAACAAUAUCUAGGCUGACUUAGAAUCUGGGUCUUGUGCAUUCCAAAACUAGGUCAUCAGGUCAAAUGAUGGAGAACCCUUAUUACCACUCUAGAAGCCACAUUUAUCACUCAAUCUUGAUGAAACUAGAUCAGAAUGUUUUUUAAAUAAAAUGGCUAGGUCAAGAUCAAAUCUCAGCCACAGGCAUUCCAGUCACCCGGGUCUAAUCUAAUCUAAGAUUGCGUGUUACCACUCAAGAGGCCACAUUUAUGACUCAAUCGUAAUGGAGCUUGGUCACAGUUAAUGAUUAGCUUGAUAAUAUCUUAUCCAAGUUUGUAUCUGGGUCAUGUGCAUUCACAAACUAGAUUACCGGGUCAAAUCUUAAUCAAACGCACAUUACCACUCUAGUUAAAAGAUUUAUGACUCAAUCUUGAAUAAACUUUGUCAACAAAAGACUCUUGAUAAUAUAAGGGUUGAGUUUGAAUAUGGUGUACAUACUUUUAAAAUAAGAUCACAAGGUCAAAUGUCAACAACACCUUGUUAAAACUCUAGAAAAAAAGCCUCAAUCUUGAUGACAGUUUAUAAGAA